Molecule: messenger RNA, 2508 nt
Organism: Sungouiella intermedia
Lineage: Eukaryota; Fungi; Ascomycota; Pichiomycetes; Serinales; Metschnikowiaceae
Source: the annotation of a GenBank genome assembly
AUGGCUGAUAUUGAUGUGGAUUACGUGCUUUCGGAGUUAACUCUCCAAGAAAAAGUUGGAUUGAUCUCGGGUGCUGACUUGUGGCAUACCUAUGCGGUACCAAGACUUGGUGUCCCAUCUGUGAGAGUUUCUGACGGACCCAACGGAGUUCGUGGAACAAAAAUAUUCAAGGGCAUACCCGCAGCAUGCUUCACUUGUGGAACAGGGCUCGCAUCCACCUUUAACAAGGAGUUGUUGCAACAAGCUGGUGGACUUAUGGCAGAAGUGGCCAAGCACAAGAGCGCUCAUGCCAUCUUGGGUCCAACCACCAAUAUGCAAAGAGGACCAUUGGGAGGUCGUGGGUUCGAGUCUUUUUCUGAAGAUCCUCAUUUGGCUGCAAUGGCUUCGAUUGCAGUGGUGAAAGGAAUCCAGGAGAACGACAUUGCAGCUACAAUCAAACAUUUUGUCUGCAACGACUUGGAGCAUCAGCGCGAGGCUUCCAAUUCCAUUGUGUCCGAGAGAGCCCUCAGAGAAAUCUACUUGGAGCCAUUUCGUUUGGCUGUGAAGCAUGCAAACCCUGCUGCUUUCAUGACCUCCUAUAAUAAGGUCAAUGGAGUUCACGUUUCCCAGCUGCGCAGAUACAUGGAGGAGAUUCUCAGAGGUGAAUGGGGCUGGGAUGGUUUGAUCAUGUCGGACUGGAGUGGUGUCUACACAGACAGAGAUGCUAUCCAGAACGGACUUGACUUGGAGAUGCCUGGCCCUUCACCUUACAGAUCCUUCGCAAGCUUAAACCAGAUGAUUAAGUCACAAGAGCUCAAGAUCAUGGAUUUGGACGCCAGAGUGAAGAAAGUGUUGGAGUUCGUCAAGUGGUGUGCCAGAUCGAACCUCCCAGAAAGAGGACCCGAGGAUGCUGACAACAACACUCCGGAAACUCAAGCAUUGUUGAGGAAGAUCGCUUGCGAAUCCAUUGUGUUGAUGAAAAACGAUGAUGAAGUUCUUCCUCUCAAGAAAUCUGACAAGAUCGCUAUCAUUGGUCCCAAUGCAAAGGUGGCUCAGUACUGUGGAGGAGGUUCUGCUUCUCUAAACUCAUACUACACUACCAACCCAUUUGAGUCAAUUGCUGAGAAGUUGGAAGUUGAACCAAAGUACACCAUUGGAUGUGAAGCUCAUAAGAUGUUGCCACCAUACUCAUUGAGCAAGGGAAUCAAGAAUCCAGAAACAAAGGAGCUCGGCUUCCUUUGUGAGUACUACACUGAGCCAUCUGACUCUUCUACCAGAAAGAAAAUCGAUGAGAAGCAUUUUGACGAAGAAACAUUGUACUUGUUUGAUUACAAGAACGACAAGAUUGUUGGAGGAAAGUUCUGGGUUGACAUUCAGGGUGAAUUUACCCCAGAAGAGGACGCUGAUUAUCAGUUUUCUCUUUUCGUAUGUGGUACUGCGAAGUUGUUCAUUGAUGACGUUUUGGUGGUGGACAACUGGACGGACCAGAAGCGUGGAGAAUUCCUUUUCGGACUUGGAACAAUCGAGGAGAAGAGCACCUUUUCUUUUAAGGCCAACAAGACAUACAAGAUACGUAUCGAGUAUGGGUCUGUGAAGACUUCCAAGAUCAUUGGACCUGCUGAAUUGGGAGGUGUAAUGAGAUUGGGAAUGAAUAAAAUCAUCGAUGGUGGCGAGGAAAUUGCUAGAGCUGCUGAGAUUGCCAAGUCAGUUGACAAGGUCGUUUUGGUGAUUGGCUUGAACAAAGAGUGGGAGUCCGAAGGAUAUGACCGUCCAAACAUGAAAUUGCCAUUGUUGACCGAUGAGCUUGUUAAGGCUGUCGUGAGGGCCAACCCCAACACUGUCAUCGUCAACCAGUCAGGAACUCCAGUGGAGAUGCCUUGGUUAGCAGACGUAAAGUGUUUGGUCCAGGCAUGGUAUGGUGGUAGUGAAGGUGGUAAUGCAAUUGCAGAUGUCUUGUUUGGUGACCACAACCCUAGUGGAAAGCUUUCAUUGUCUUGGCCCCACAAGAACUCCGAUAACCCAGCUUACUUGAACUUCAAAACUGCCAAGGGAAGAGUGUUGUACGGUGAGGACAUCUAUAUCGGGUACAGAUAUUACGAGAAGUUAGAGAAGGAGGUGGCGUUUCCUUUUGGACAUGGCUUAUCGUACACUUUAUUCAGCUAUUCUGAGCUUGAGUCGGGUGUUGACGAGGAAAAGAAUUUGCUUUCUGUUUCUUUCAAAUUGACUAACACUGGUUCCAUUGAUGGCGGCGAAGCUGUGCAGAUUUACCUUUCCCAGGUUGAUCCUACAUUCGACCGUCCCGUUAAGGAGUUGAAGGCAUUCGAAAAAGUGUUUUUAAAGGCUGGAGAAUCUACUAUUGUGAAAACUGAGCUUUCCUUGAAGGAUUCAGUUUCAUAUUUUGAUGAGUACUACGAGAAGUGGAACAUGGAAAAAGGAACUUACCAGGUUUUAGUAGGAGGAAGCUCCCAAGGUAAUUUCUUGACAUCAAACUUUGAUGUCAAGAAGGAGAAGUUGUGGACUGGACUCUAA